AACAAGUGUUGGGCCCCGUACAUUUAAAAGUUUAUAAAUGGCUGCUGUAUGUGCGUCUGCCGAAUGCAAUGUUAUUCAGCGCAUCAAUUUCGCUUUAUACGGAUCAAUAAAUUGGAAAUUAAAGUCAUAAAAAGUUUUUAUUUUGAUCUUCAAAAGAUAUUUGAUGUAAUAGAUCACUUUUAGUUGUGAUUCUUUUCCAAAUAUGAUUAGAAAACGACUUCGUUCGUUUUGUUUACAUUUUGUAGCUGGCAACUUAUUUUAGAUGGAACGUUACAAAUUUUGCUCUUACUUUUUAAAAGGCAGAGUUAAAUUCGUUUUAUCAGCGUAGUUGAAACAAGCAUCUAGUUCGAUGUAAUCCUAACUGUAGGAAAUUUUAUGCUUUUAUUGAAUAAAUCUGAAACUUACUCAGUUGUCAAAUAGCCAUUUUUAAUUGUUUAUUUUCGAAAACUUAUUUGUGUUUCUAAAAUGUGACUAGAUUAUUCGGAAUCGUGUUAUCAAAACCAGUUCUAUGUAUAAUUCACUAUUAAAAGAGAGAUGCAUUUGGUGGCACUGGUUUGACAGUUGUUUUAUAAAUCUGCCAUGCUGGAUUGGUUCCCAAGAUGCUCAAAGAGCCAAGUUCAUCUCAGUAUUUUAGAGUUCUAUCGUGAUCGAGCUAAGAAACGAGAUAAAAGACUUAAGGAAAUGACAUGCAACCCCCAAAAUAUGCUGCUAGUAUUAUGAGUCUAAAAGGCUGCAGUGUUUUCUAAACCUGUAGCAUAUAAUGAGUAUUAUUAUUCAGUUCAACUCAUCUGCAUUUAGUCAAUCUGGGAUUGCUGUUUCUUCAACAAAUCAAUGUCACCCCAAGAGAAAUGUGAAGCUGGAAAUGGUCCCAGGAAUUGAACGUUCUAAUGUACCAGGCAUGACAGAUGAUGAAAAUUCCUUAGAUAUUGCCAGUUCUUCAGUAUUUUCUACCACUUUAAAAGAAGUGAGAUACUCUAGUAAUCACACAAAUACUUGUUUUGGAUUACCAUAUCAGGAUCAUAAUUAUGGUGCUCCUCCUCCACCAACUCCCCCUAGUUGUUCACCCUGUCCGUCACCUAUCUUAUCAGUACCUAUUCCUCCAGAUGAAGAUACUACUCUUUCUGUUAUUUCCAAUUCUACAAAUGAAGAAGUUCAAGAGGAAAGUGUUACUCGUUGCAUUUGUGGUUUUGAGCAUGAUGAUGAAUAUAUGAUUAGCUGUGAUAAUUGCUUAGUCUGGCAACAUGUUGAUUGUAUGGGUCUGGACCGGAACAACAUACCAGAUACCUAUUUAUGUGAUAAAUGUGAACCAAGAAAAUUGGAUCGCCACAAGGCUAAGCUCUUACAAUCAAGAAAGAAAGGUUCUUUAACUGCUGUGAAACCUCAAGGUUCAACGUCUUUAAAACAAGAACCAAACUUUAAUAAUCGAAUUUUUGGGAAGGAUUUUAAAAAGAAAUCUCUUGGACAUAAUUCUGAUGAUUGGGGGUCUGUUCAUAAAUCUGAUUUUCGAGAUUCCUCAAAUUUGCAGCGCUUCAAUUAUUCUUCUGAUAGUGAUGAUGUUUUAAAUAAAAAUGCAGAUCGUAGGCCUAAAACUCGAAGUAAACGUAGGAAAAGGGAGGAUAACGGAACACCAGCUACGAAUGAGCAUUCUACAACAAGAAAAAAAUCUAAAAAACAUGGAAGAGAACGAAUGGAAGCUAAAAGAUCCAAGUUGCGGAGGGGUAAAAAUAAAGAAAGCACCAGCACUGCUGAUGAAGAAGCUCAAGAUGCUUGGGAGUACAGUCUAGAGUGGUGUGAAAAAAACUUUGAAGAUGCUAUAAAUAACCAAUACACUCCAGAGAUUCAGCAUAUAGCUAGGUCAUUAAGUACUCAGGGUUUUGAAAAACGUUUCCUUGAGCAAAUGCGUACAAAACAAUGCCAUGCUUAUGAUGACGGGAAAAGGAAGCAGCUGGUUUGCCUUCGAGAUUUGCCAAGAAACUCUCCUCUUAUUGAAUACAAAGGAAAAUUUUUACUGGCUUCACAGUUUCAUGAUAUUCAUCCUUUAUAUAACAGACGGCUUUAUCCGUAUGUGUUAUUUUAUCUAUUGGACCAAGAAAGUGUCUGUGUUGAUGCUUCCAUGUAUGGGAAUGAUGCUAGAUUUGUGAGACGAUCUUGUAAACCUAAUGCUGAAAUCCGACAUAUGAUGUACAAUGGAAAAUUGCACUUAUACUUAAGAUCCACUAGAGUAAUAUUUAGAGAAGAUGAAGUAACAAUCCCUCUAAUAAUUCAUCCAAGUGACAGUGUAAAAGAUUAUGAAUGUUCUUGUGGAUCAGAAGAAUGUCUUGUAAAACCAAAGAAAAAGAAUGGUACAAUUGAAGUUUGUCAGGAAAGAAGGCGCAGAACUAGGCGGUCAACAAUGACAGCAGAUGAGGACAGCAAUCAUUCUGUUGAGGUGAAACAAACUAGACAUCAAAGAAGAAUCAGUGAAGCAAAUGAAAAGCCUAAGCAAGUGACUAUCAAGACUGAGCCUAAGCAAGUGACUAUCAAGACUGAGCCUAAACAAGUGACUAUCAAGAGUGAACCUAAACAAGUGACUAUUAAAACGGAACCAAUUGAACAUCAGAUUGUUCCUGUAGAAGAAUCCCCUAUUCCCAUCAAAGAAGAACCGGAAGUAAAAAGCACUUCAGACUUUGAAUCAGAAGAACCAAUUAGUGGUGGGAAACGAAAGCAGACCAGAGAGGAGCGUAAAAUAGAUGCUAUUAUGCGUGCUUUUCAAAAGAUGGAACAAGCUCAAAAAAGAAAACAACUUGCUUUAGAAAAACAAAAAACACACCAUCAUAAAUCAGAUUCUUGUGAUGACAAAUCAGAAUCUGAACCAAAAAAAGAAGAAAAAACAAGUGGAACAUCUGAAGUAAUUCCUAAGGAGGAAGAAAAAGUUGCACCCCUAACACCCAAAAAGAAAGGCAAGAGAAGAAGAGGUUCUGGAACUCCUUCUCGGCGCCGGACAAGAACUAAUAGUGGUGGAUCUGAUCUGAUGUCAUUUGACGAAUCUUCGCCAAUAAAAAUCACUCCAUCAAUCGACAUUAAUUCUUCAUUAACUGAAAACAUUCACGUGCCUGUGUCAUCACCACCACCUGCAUCAUCAUCACCAGGUUUAAUAUCGCCAAUAUCAACUGUCACAACUGCAUCCUCAUCUCAUGUGUUAAAGACAAAACGGUCACUAAUGAAUGAAUGGUUACAAGAAAAGUCUGAAGCUGUGAACAACACUCCAGUAUCAUCACCUCUCCCCAUUCACACAGAAAUGAAGUGGAACAUGUCAGCAGCUGUUGCUACUUGUUAUGUGCGCUGUACGAAAGAUGCCCCACAUUCAUCUGGAAUAUCUGCUGCACAUCUUCGCCGGAGUAACUCAGCUGGUCAAAUGAAACCUGGUACUGGCCCAGGUUCAGCCAAAAAAAGGUGGUUAAGACAGGCAAUGUAUGACUGCCAUGGCUGUGAAAUUCAACAGAAAUCAGAUCAUUGCAGUAUGGAUCCUCCGUCAAACUUAGACAAUGGUUGUCUUAGCCCUAAUUGCCAUGGAGAUUCUGAUAAUUAUGGAGGACCAGGAGAAGAUAUGUUGCCCACACCUUUGAAGAAACGAAGAUUGAUGCGAGAAUCUAUCGAAUCACUGCCAUCUCCUCAAAGUCCAUCCACUGCAACUUCUGUUGAUGAUACAGAUGCCACCACUGUAUCCAAUUCUGUUAUCAGUGAUAACAGUACAGAGCAUGGAAGUGAUGCUGUGGAGAAUGAGACAUCUAGCAUUGAUAAAGAUUCAGCUGCUAUUAUUCCAGAGACUUCAAUUGUUAGUAAUGGAAAUGAUGAAAUUGUAACAAAUGAAAAUGUGAAGGAGAAUGCUAAGUUAAAGAAGGAAUUGAAACCGAGUUUUGAAACAUGCUUCUCACUAAUUUCUUCUGUAGAAUUGGUGUCUGAAGAAAAUAAAUUUAUUGCAGAAAAAUCUUUAUCAGAAGAAACUUUAUCAGACCCCUUAUCUUUUGCAGAAGAAAAAGCUGAUGUGAUUAAAGACUCAUUAGUAAAGUCACCAGAAAAUAUUGAAGAUCACAUUGAAAACAAAUCAGAUUCUGGAACUGGCUCUAUAAUGCUAGAAACUGAUUUGAAAGCAUCGAACUUGGACACAACGACAGAAGAAAACAUGUCUUCAGAUAUGGAAAUCAGCAUGUCUGAAGUAAUUUCUGGAAACCAGAGCUGUUCAACAUUGAGUGAAUCUGAAACAUCAGAAAAAGACUUGGUUGCUCAAAAGCAAUCACAGGAUUUAACUGGUGCAAAUACAGCACCUUCAUCUGUAAAUACAACAGCAUCCAGUGAAACAAAUGAUUCAUCAUUUAUCAGUAAGGCACCUCAUUCAUCUAACUCAAACAUUUAUUCUUUUGAUAUUAUUAAGCAGUCACACAUAAAAGACAGUGAUCCAGAAUCAGAGCUCAAUGAUUUAUCUAUGCAAAAUAAUAAAGAUAUUUUUCCUAACAAAGAUAUAAAAAAUCAAGAAAAUAAUUGUGCUGUUUUAUUGACUAACAAUACUGAUGUUGAAUGUGGCAGUGAAACUCUUGUAAAUAAUUCGAGUGACAUUAGUACAAAUUGUGGCACAACAGAUCCACUUAAUCAAACCGUGUGUAGUCCUAUCGUUUCUUGUAAUAAUGUAAAUAGCUGUAGUAACUCUAGUUUUCAAUCAAAUGACAGUGAAUCUCUUUCAAAAAAUAAAACUGGUGAGACUGAUAAUAUCAAAGAUGAACCUUCUGUAAAUAAAGAAACCAAUGAAGAUGCCAUGGAGGUAGAGUCACAAUCGAGUGAAAGUUCAACAAAGAAGUGGGAAGAAAUCACUAAACCUUCUCCUAUAUCCCGGUGCACAUCCAGUGAAGAUACUAGUCCAGAUAUUAAAGUUUGUGCUUCUGCAACACAAAAACGAAAGGUUUCUUUGUCAGAAUAUAGAAUGAGAAUGCGAGAAAAUACAACCAAAAGUAAAUUAGACUCUGAGAGUUCUAUCAAACCAGCUACUACUACAACAUCAAUAUGUGCUAUAUCUUUACCUGACACAUUGCCAGAACAGGUUACUCUUACUCCUUUGCCCUUGUUUGAAAAAAUAAGAGCAAAGAAAUUAGCUGCAAAGCAUCCUGCUUCACAAAUAGUGAGCAAAAUUAAAAAAGAAGAAAUCAAAGUAGUGCCAGAAACUGAUGUAACAGAACAUCGAGAAAAUUUAAAUGAACGGUUGAGGCGUGAAUUUGGUUUUGAUGUGUCGGAAGGUGCUCGGCCAUCACCCCCUCCUCCUCCGCCACCACCUCGUCAUACUCGUCCUCCACUUAAAGAAUCUAUACCUGUUGCUGUACAGCCGACACAGUUUAACUUCACACCUUCACCCUUUCCUCGGCCCCAGUAUCUGGUUCCUCCACAGGUUCCAGUUAGCCCUUUUUUGCAACCACAACCUCCAAUUAUUCCUACAGUUCAUCCUUUAAAUGCCAAUUCUGCACAGUGCAGUCUUCAGCCUCCAUUAAUACCUCCAACUCAUCCUUUUACUCCAUCAAUGGCGCUUUUACGGCCACCACAACGUGACUACUCUCCUGUCAACGCACAACAGUUUGCUGCUCUGGUUCAACAACCUCCUCCACCACCACCCCAUAAAUCAUACUUACAUGUCUAUCCAUCUGGACUUUACAAAUGAAAUGGAUGAGGCUUUUAAGAUUUUAUAAACUUAUCAUAACUUGUACAUUUUUUUCAGAUUCUCAAGUGUUCAUUUUAGCAUUUGUUUUAUUUCUUCAUCCUACAUAAAAGUGUAAAUAUUAUUGUUAAAAAAAAAUUAUAUUUGAUGUAUAAAUGUAAAGUAAAGUUAUAUUGCUAUUCAUUUUUUUUCUCCAGAUUUAAAUAUGUACAUAGUUAUCAUUUUACUUCUUUUUCAUUACUUUUUUACAUUUGUUACGUUAUUCUUCAAACAUUUUUUUUUUGUUGCCAACGUAUGAGUACAGUUAAUGUGCUUCUGCUCAAUUGGAUUUAAACUUCAGAUUUUUAUUUGUCUAACACAUCUAUAUUGUUAUACUUAAUAGACAUAUAUAUAUUAUUUUUGUUCUUUUUUCAUUUUGUAAAAAGUUAUUAUAAGAAAGAAUAAAUUUAUAUAUAUAUUUAAAGAAAAGCAUGAAAACCAUCUGCAAUCAAUUUUUUAUAAUUUGUAUAAAUUUUUUUUUUAGGUUUUAUGCAUUAUUUAUUAAAACUUGUUGCUUUAAAAAAUGGUUCCGAAUGUAAUGAUAUUUACUCCAAUACUACUAGCUAAUCUUUUGUUAUGUUAACCUUUUUUAAAAAAUAAUUUUCAUUACCAGAACGUUUAAAAAAUACUCUUAAAUUUCCAAAUUCAAAGUUCCAACUUUAUUUUCCAUAAUCACUACAUAUGUUUACUUUUUAAUGCAUCUGCUGGUAUAAGUUUCAAAAACAGGUUAAUAUAUUUUUUUAAAAAUUAAUUCUGAGGAAUUUGUUUUCUGAAUUAUUUUCAACAAUUCAGUUUAUUUUUCCAUGCAAACAAAUUUAACCUUCGUCCCACUUUGGUUUAGAUAUACUAACACAGCUUAAUAAAAUUAGUUAUUGCUUUUAAAGCAAUUGUCUAUUUGUUUUCUUUCCUGGCCAUUCACAAUGAAUAAGUGUUUAAUAUAAUAGAAGUUCAGUUAAUCUUUUUAUUUCUCUAUAUUAUGAAGUUAUAUUUUCCCUGCAUGGACCGGUAAUGCCAAUAUUUUCUCUCUCUGUCCCACUGAAAAUUAUGUGGUGGUCACCAGGAUCUAAUUAUUUAUUUUUUUUUUAAGUUAUCUUUUGCCAUUUUUAUAAUAUUUCCGUUGAGUACGUGAAUUUAGUUCAGUUUUAUAUUUUAGAAAAAAAGAACAUUGCAUUCAUUUGCAUAGUUUAUUUCAACGGCUCACAGAUAGUUCACGGUUUGUACAUUUAUUGUUGGAAGAAAAAUUAAGAACUUUUUAAAGAAAAUAUUUUUUUUUCUCGUGCCAUAUUGCAAUAAAAUGAUCUAUUUUUGCCAAAACGAUAAAUUAUAUUGCUUUAAAAGAGAGGAAAUUUGGCAUUUGAUAUCUGUAAUCAUUUUUUCAUCCUGAGUUUUAAUUUUUAAUGCUUAUUUGCUGUGGUUGUAUACAUUUUUAACAACGUUCUUAUAAAUGUUGAGUUAUUAAAACUAAUUAUCUUAUUAACAAAAUUAAAUUAUUCCCAUAAUUUUGGAGUAUAUUUCCAGUGACCACAACUUAGCUACAGUAUAAGAUGUUAUUUAAACUUGUUACUCUACUAAAUUCCUAAUCAGGCUUUCAUUAAGAUGUGAGUUAUUUUAUUGAGUGUUAUUAUACUAGCUUUAUAAUUAUAAAAAGAAAGAACGUGAUUUAAAACGAGAUAAUUAUUUUCAAAUGUAAACAUUCAAAGUUAUUGUAUUUUUCCCUCUAUCAGUGAAUUUAUAUUUAAACAGAAAUUGAUUAUCGUAAUUGGAAAGUUAUUUUUUUCCCUUAAAGUGAAAUAUUUAUACACAUAUAUAUAUAUAAAAGGAAUCCUUGUCUUAAAAUGUACUUGUUAAAAUGUUUUCAUUUUAUUUGAAUCUUAUUCUAUGCAAAAUGUUUUAGAAUUAACCAUUACAUGUAUUACCAGAAAACUAUUUCAUAAUAAAUUAUAUUGUAAAAUA
Messenger RNA from Parasteatoda tepidariorum (common house spider), 7669 nucleotides. RefSeq names its product histone reader KMT2E. NCBI's taxonomy places the organism in Eukaryota, Metazoa, Arthropoda, Arachnida, Araneae, Theridiidae. Gene Ontology annotation, cellular component: Rpd3L-Expanded complex; Set3 complex. The record is from RefSeq and is a predicted model, not a curated record. Gene Ontology annotation, biological process: regulation of DNA-templated transcription.